This is a messenger RNA of Harpegnathos saltator (Jerdon's jumping ant), 531 nucleotides long. RefSeq names its product chymotrypsin-elastase inhibitor ixodidin. The coding region runs from base 130 to 411 and encodes 93 amino acids. NCBI's taxonomy places the organism in Eukaryota, Metazoa, Arthropoda, Insecta, Hymenoptera, Formicidae. The record is from RefSeq and is a predicted model, not a curated record. The transcript is spliced from 3 exons.
CGAAAAUAGAAACGACGUGCGAUAGAUUUUGGUAUAAAAGACGAGGCCGACUAACGACUUGCAUCAAUCUCGAAGCACUCAGCAGCAAGCAAUUAGCAGCAGCAAGCGACAAGAAAAACUCGUUUCAACAUGUCUCGCAAUCUGUUGGUUCUCUUCCUCCUCGUGGCGGUCAUCUGCGCCACUGCCAUGAGCGAUCCCGGACUCCCAAUUAAGCCUAAGAAUCUCAUUCCCAUCAAGAAAUGCGGCAAGAACGAGGAAUACAAGUGCGGACCUUCCGUUCAAGCGUCUUGCAAGGAUCCUAAGCCCGUCUGCCAUGACAAGCAUUGCGUCAAGGGAUGCUUCUGCAAGGACGGUUACCUGCGGAACAAGAAUGGCGAGUGCGUCAGAAAGUGCGAAUGCGAUUGCUAUUGAUUGGCCCUACGACGAUCGAGGAUAUGCUUUUACAAAUAUACCCAAAACAUCCCUACAUCAAAUACGCAUGUAGUCACGUGACUUUACCAGAAAUAUAAACACAGCAAUUUUGAAAAAUCA